Molecule: messenger RNA, 1800 nt
Organism: Anopheles nili
Lineage: Eukaryota; Metazoa; Arthropoda; Insecta; Diptera; Culicidae
Gene: tj
Product: hormone receptor 4
Exons: 1
Coding region: 31-1800 (589 amino acids)
Biological process (GO): regulation of transcription by RNA polymerase II
Cellular component (GO): nucleus
Molecular function (GO): DNA-binding transcription factor activity, RNA polymerase II-specific; RNA polymerase II cis-regulatory region sequence-specific DNA binding
Source: RefSeq, a predicted model, not a curated record
AGACUGCCGUUUGACCGCCUGGCUAGAGCGAUGAAUCUGGAAGAGCCCAGCUUCGGCGACAGCUACAUCCAGGAGUUUGUGCUGGAACACCUGGACCACGAUACGGGUCCGAAUGUGAAGCGCGAGGAUACGAGUCCUUCCGUGCUGGGUGGACCGGGAGCAGGCGUGAAAAGUGUCUGGAAUGGAUCGGCGGUGGAUGAGAGUGGUUUACUUCUGCCCAUCCGGUUGAAGGCUGUCAGUAAUGUCAGUGUUGCCCCGGGUUCUACCGCGGGUGUUGGUGGUGGUGGUGGCGGUGGCGGUGGUGGUGGAGGUUGGCAUCUGGAGGACGCCCGUAAGCUGCAUGCCUGCUCUCCCGGCCCAGGUGAUCUGUUCACACACGUUGGAGCACCCACUCAUGGUCAACCGAUGCUGUUUAAUCCUCCACUAAGUGGAGUUCCUUCGACUCCACCUGAGACACCUCCCGUGAUCGGUUCUCCAAGUUCCGCCGGUGGUCCGGGAGCUGGUGGGACGGGAGCUAACGGAGCUGGUGGAUAUGUGGGUGGUGCGUACGGAUAUGGCACACGAUCGCAGACAGGUCUGGUAGAGGAGAUGAUGUUUCUGCCACAGACGAUGCGUGGAGAACAACCACUCGAUCUGCGACCAUUGCACUGCUCCAUAGGUCCCGAAGGUGACUGGAUGGAUCGUAAGGAGUACGCCGGAGUGUUGGCAGCUUCGGGAGGACAACCAGGACCCAAUGGAAUGCUGGUAGGCACGGCUGGAGCCUCGGUAGGACCGGGAACAGGACUACCCGGAACUGGAGCUGGAGUCGUUGGUGGAGGUGUUGGAGGGGGUGGCGUUGGUGGGGGAUUCCAGCAUCACCAUCACCAUAUCACGGCGGCUCAGCUAGAGUUUGGGCCACUGAACAUACACGGUGUGGCUCACCAACACCCGCAUCAUCACCACCAUCAUCAUCAUCAUCAUCACGCCCUUCAUGGGAAUCGACCGCAUUCGGUGAGUUCGACCAGUUCGACGAUUUCACCACGGAAUGGAACCAGCAGCAGCGGAGGUGGCAGUUGUUACAACGGGCUUGGUGGAUCGGGAACUGGCCUCUCCUCGGAAGAUGUCAUCAAUGAUGAGCUGUUGAUGACGCUGUCAGUGCGUGAGCUGAACAAACGACUGCACGGAUGUCCACGUGAUCAGGUUGUGCGGUUGAAGCAGAAAAGACGAACACUUAAGAACCGUGGGUACGCACAGAACUGUCGUUCGAAGCGGUUGCAACAGCGUCAUGAUCUUGAGAUCACUAACCGACACCUGCAUCACGAGAUGCAGCAGAUGAAGGUUGAACUGGCGAAGGUGAAGCAGGAACGCGAUGAGCUCAUCCAGACGCUCCAGUUGCAUCAGCGUGAUCAAUCCGCACAACAACACCAGCCGGGUAGUGUGCUUCAGCAACACCAGCAAGCUCACCACAAGCAGCACCAGCAACAACAGCAACACCAGCAACACCAGCAACACCAGCACCAACAGCAGCACCAACAGCAGCAACACCAGCAGCAACACCAGCAGCAGCAACAACAACACCAACAGUAUCAGCAGCAAUCACGUCAGCAACAGCAGCAGCAGCAGCAACAACACCAUCUCCAUCAUCAACAGCAACAACAGCAGCAGCAGCAACACAUAGGAUCGUGUGGGGCUAGUGGAGGCGCUAGUGGAAGUGGUGGUGGUGGUGGUGGUGGUGGCGGAGGUGGACCAGGACCUGGGUUGGUGUCCUCGGUGAAGCAGCUGAUCGCCGAGAGUGUUACCUCGCAGGAGUACUACGUAUGA